Molecule: messenger RNA, 784 nt
Organism: Mollisia scopiformis
Lineage: Eukaryota; Fungi; Ascomycota; Leotiomycetes; Helotiales; Mollisiaceae
Exons: 3
Coding region: 92-625 (177 amino acids)
Source: RefSeq, a predicted model, not a curated record
CACAGUUCUUCUAGCAGAAGAUACACGACCCAAGUGAGUCACGGGCUGUUUUUCGUAACUACCCCUCCUUUUAACCCCUCAUGAGAACGGAAUGGACCUUCACUUCUGCUGGGAAAUUCAUGUCACAAGAAAUCAUCAGAACAUCGGCGACAUCAUUCAAUCUUUGAACACACACCGAGUCAAUACUCUCACCGAACUCUGUCGUAUUGAGCGUAUAGCUGCUUCCGGGUCCGAGGAUGACCAGCUCGCCUUCCAAGAGCCCAUGACCUCGGCUUGGAGUUAUUAUGUCAACUCCAACCAAAUGCUCAAUGAGCUUCGAAACCUCACACGCGACUACCCCUUUAGUAGCGAUGUUUUGGACGAUGCCAAAUGGAGAGUAAGCAACGACCCUGCGAGCAAUCGCACAUGGAACUAUGCUUGGUUGGUGUUGAUCAAAAUGAAAGACGAUGAAAUGAUUGAAGCCUACGCAGCUUCUGAAGCAGCCAAACCCGAAAUGUGGGCUGGACGAACACCUGAUGACGAGGAAGCACAGCAACUUGCUGCUUGCUUCGCUUAUGCUUGGAAUUCAGCUCUAGAGCAGAUGUUGCGCCAUUGGGAUACUGCCCCAUCUAGAACUGGCAACUGAACACUGUUCACAGACUGUUGCUUUUCAAAGCAACAUCAGAAGGAUACGAGAUACACGAGCCACGGGGCGUAUGAAUCAAUAGAUCUCUUUGUUUUUCUGCUAUGAUUUUUUGAAUUUCUGGGAUUUCUUUAGCGAUUGAUGCAUAGCGUGCAGGAGCAA